Messenger RNA from Strongylus vulgaris, 273 nucleotides. Lineage: Eukaryota; Metazoa; Nematoda; Chromadorea; Rhabditida; Strongylidae. The record is from the annotation of a GenBank genome assembly.
AUGGCCGAUGAUCUUCACGAUGUUGCCACCUAUCUUGCCGAUAUGCGACUAUGCUUUAUUCUGGUAACUGCCACUGGUUACCUCCUUCUUUUCGUCUACCUAAUCAUGCUUUGUAUUCGACGCAACAGACGAGCUCAACCCCGCCGCCGAAACUGGGAUUAUCAGCUGGAAAAUCAACGUGAGUUUAACAACCAAACUGGGCCCCAAACCACUGAGGACUUAGUUGGAGUUCGCAGUGAUGGAAAUGCCAGCUAUAUGGGAAGAAACCACCAU